ACCUAUACACACUAAUCAAUACAUCCUAGCAAAAAUGGCACCAAUUGAGAUAAACUUUGAUAAUAAAAGCACCAUAAUAUUUAACGCUACCAAAAAUGAGUUAUUUAAGUUGAAUGACAACUUUAAAAUACUUCAACGUAAAUUAAAGAUCAACUGGAAGCUUGUGGUCAAUAAAGAAGAAAUCAAUGACGCUGUCCUACAGAAAUGUAGUAUUUUGAUUUUGCCUGGUUGUCGAAAUCCUUUUUCCGAGUCCGAAAUUGAAGCGAUGAAGAAGUACCUAGACCAGGGUGGCAAAAUCUUAGUCUUACUGUAUGAAAGCAAUCAAGAUGAUAUUAGUAAUGUUAAUAUUAUACUCGAACAUUACGGGAUGGUUCCAAAUAUGGAUUCUUUGAUCAGAACUCAUUACUACAAAUAUUUCCAUCCAAAAGAGUGUUAUAUAGAGGAUGGUAACAUUUUGGAAGCGUUAACCAAAGAAAAAGUGCAAUUGAAUUUAGUUGUUCCACAUGGGUGCACGUUAAAUGUCAAUAAACCAAGUGUGAUUGUUUUCACUAGUGGCGCGACUACUUUUCCCGCAGAUCGACCUCUCUGUGGAAUGUAUUACAAUGGAAAUACAGGAGGCACUUUAGUUACAAUCGGAUCUGGGCACAUGUUUGCAGAUAAAUAUAUCGAUCAAGAACAUAAUGAAAAGUUUCGCGAAUAUCUUUUUGAGUUUUUAGCAUCAACUGAUAAAGUUUCUGUUAUUACAGAUCACGAUGACGAUCUGGAAAUAUGGGAUCAUCAUAUUGUACCCGAUAUUACUGAAAUCGCUGACAGAGCUAAACUAUGCUUAACUGAUGCAAUUGGCCAUGCAAUCUCGACGGAUUACUCUAAAUUAUUUGACCACAAAAUGUACUCCAUGAAUACAGAUUUCGUGCCACAAGCCGUUAAAUUAUACGACAAAUUAGACGUCAAGCACCAGACACUGAAGUUAAUAAGUCCAAAUUUCGAAGCGCCUCUACCUCCCUUGCAGGCUGCCGUUUUCCCUCCAUCGUUUCGCGAACUACCGCCGCCGCCUUUGGAACUUUUCGAUUUGGACGAAGCAUUUAGCUCUUCGCUGACGCGACUGGCUCAGUUUACCAACAAAUUUUUAUCUACAACUCCUAGUAACGAUCCCACAGAUCAGCAACUCGAUUUUUACAUACAAGAAUGCGCCAAAAUUGUCAAUGUUGGCAUUGAUUCAACUGAUUCUAAGGAUAUUUUGUUUGAAGUCGCGACGCAGUGCAAUAAGUUUAAACAAAAUUCCGCCCGAAAACAAGAAGAGAUUGAGGACGGUUUGCAGUAGCAAACAUCACCUAAAUCGUUAUAGAUGUACGAGUUUAUGCACACCUACCUGUUUGAGUAUCUGUUUUAAU
Messenger RNA from Photinus pyralis (common eastern firefly), 1391 nucleotides. RefSeq names its product intraflagellar transport protein 52 homolog. Gene Ontology annotation, biological process: cilium assembly; intraciliary transport. NCBI's taxonomy places the organism in Eukaryota, Metazoa, Arthropoda, Insecta, Coleoptera, Lampyridae. The transcript has 6 exons. Bases 35 to 1321 code for a protein of 428 amino acids. The record is from RefSeq and is a predicted model, not a curated record. Gene Ontology annotation, cellular component: intraciliary transport particle B; cilium; centriole.